AAAGAGGUAAAAGUGUUGAAAUGUAACAUUUCUAAUGAAAUAAUGUCAACUGCUUUAAGUGACAGGUUUGCUUAAUUUGCAAAGAUGUGACGUCAAAGUUCAACUCAUAUGGAGAAUAAUGUUUCAAAUAAUAAAUGAAUAAGGGAUGAUUAUAGACUAGGAUUUAAUUGGCACUUCUUUAAUCUAUAUUCCUCUCAGUGAACAACUGCUUAUAAGAUCAACUAAUGUAAUUCCUGUUGUUAUAAUACCAAUACUAAUGACAUUUCUCAUUUCUAAUGAGACAUUGUUAAAAAAUCUGCAAGAAAUGACAGGCCCAUAAAAUGCAGUUUUACCAUGAAUUUACCAGUAGGAUCUGUGACAAUUUAUAUAAUGUAUGCCUCAGGCAACAUAAUAUACAAUUUACAGGCUGGGAUCGGACAACUUUCACAACUGGUGCUAUGCCACAGGACCCUUUUCAGUCAGGUGUAAUGUGUCACAUGUGCAUGUAUCAUAUUACUCACUCUGACAGAUACACUGUCACUUUUGUUGCUUGGUAACCUGAUCCAGCUGUUGUCCAGAAGACAACUGUAUCUAUAGCAACAGCCUGUAUAAUUUAUCAGUCCACAGUGGUGAAAACAUGGAGCAGGUAAGAUGUUUUGAUGUUGGGUGAGAACUGCAUCUGUUUUCUUUGUGUGUGUAAACUACAACUCACCUUGUUGCAUGUUUCUUGAGGAUUGUAUCGCCGGUCUGUACCGAUCCCUGGGUAUGUCUGUCGGAGCAGAGUUUACCUCUGAAGAUGUGAGUCUCCUCUACCUCAAAGUGUUUCAUUUUUCCUCCAACACUGAUGAAGCACAUGUGGCCAAGAAGAAGAUUGCAGGAGGUGAUAUUAGUUGGUCUUGUGUUGGUGAAAAUGUGUUGGAUGUUCUCCUUGAAAUGGAAAGGGACAGAGAAAAUAAGGAAAAGCUCUACUGGGACCUCCAGCUGGUGAAUGUUGGAAAUCUCAACACUCUCUAUAUGUUGGACAAACCAGUUAUUAUGGAUCCUUGUGUGCAGAAAUGCCUCCACCAAAACACAGAUCCAAAUACUUUUAAAAAAGAGCUGCAUGGGAGUGUGAGAGGUGUGCAGAGGCUGAGGAAGGCAGCCAGGCAGUGCUGGGCCAGAUUGACAUCAGAGGGUGUGCACAGUGUAUUGCCCCCCCAGCAGGGCAGAAGCCUCGGGGUACGGCAUCAGGCCUGGGGCUGUGUCUCCACGUCAGACGUCCUUCUCUUGGUGGAAGUGAAGUAUGAUGUGGUGACCCAGCUGCUUUACACAGAAAUGCUGCAGGAGCACUACACUCUGAGUAUCUGGGAGACCCUGCUGUCAUGGCAACAACAUGAGGAAAGGGAGGGGCUAGGAGAUCGUGCAGAUGAGGCUUUGGAGUCAGGAGACAUGCUUCGUUUGUCGGAGCUGCCAGGAGCAUUCAGAAUAUACAGGGCCUGCGUGAAAAGCCCUCCUGAGUCCAGGGAACAGUCAUGGUCUGCCGUGUCGCUCCUGUGUGAGCUACACACAUUUCGUCAACAAGAAAAGGACACUCUAACUGUCCUGGGCCAGAGGCUGGACAGGGAGAGCCUGAGACUGUUGUGUUUAUUCAUCAGUUUAGCAACUCUCAGAGCCCAGAGAGAAAAGAUGUCCUACAGCGCUCUGCUGGCAGCUCGGCAGUCCUGGGAGACAUGGCCACAUGUAGAGAGUCCCUGCAGAGCAGAACAGGCGACCCUAUGGCUACAUGGUGAAGAGGAAGAGCAGAAGAAAGACUUUAUCUCAGUGUCACCACAGCAGCAGGCAGUGCUGCAGUUGCUGGUGCUGAUUCAGGAUCAGGAGAGAGAGCACCUGGUCCAGUUGGCAAACAGGGUCUCCAUGGAGGAUUUGCAAGAACCAGUGCCUUCAAAGGAGGAAAGUAACCCGGAAGCUGCUUUGAGAAAAGCCUGUAUAAAAAGGCUGAGACAAAUCUAUACCGGCCUGCAGACAAGCAAUGACACUCAGACCCCCUUAAAGCAAACAGACCAUCAGCCCCAGCCUCAUAUAAGCAGUCAAACAGCAGUGCGGUACAAACACCAGCUGGAGCAGUGUUCCCUGCUCCUGUUGACCCAUCUGAUGGAGCUCCAGGAGGUCCAAGCGACCACAUUACUGCCAGCACUGAAGGACGAGAGUGCAGAGAGUAUCCAAGCUCUGCGAGAUGAAUAUAAAUCUGAACUUCAAGCACCGCGCUACACCAACCUCCUCCAACUGAUAUCAGACGCCCCUCUUACUUCAGGCUCAAUACUCACUACUGAUCCAAACUUAAAAGAAAGUAGCAGCAAUGCUCAAAACAGCAUCAAAGGGCCAGAUGAAACUUCAAGCGUGGAUUCAAUCAGUGACCUACAGGUGGUGCAGGCCACAGAAUGUACCGACCAACAGGACGUCUGUACAGGUUGUGGAGCAGUCAUGGAAGAUCUGCCCUACUUGGAGACCUUGUGUGUAUCAGAUGCAACAAGCAAUACUCACAACACAGACGGGGGAGCCCAGGGUGAAGAAGGUGCCGCUGCAACAAAGAGCCCCCAGAGUUUUGAGAAACAGGGCUCACUGAUCGCCUUUGCUUGGAGCCAACCAGCAGAGGAUGAGACCGACUAUGAGGAAGGAAGGGCAGCAGGAGCAGCACAGAGACAGGAAGUACAGUCAAGUGACACAAGCAGCACAGCUGAACACACACAGGGUGAGGAGACUUCAGCAGAGAGUGACAGAGAAGAGAAGAAACCCACUCAGCUCCGCUCUGAAUCCACAGAUCAUCCUCACGCACAGUCUGCAGACCAGCAGGACAGCACAGUAGAACAGUUGACCUUCGAGGAAAGAGCAACAACUUAUCGACCAGAGAAAGGAGAUUUUGAAUGUGACCUGCAAACAAAAGCUUUGGGAGCAGAGACCCUGCAGGCUCUAAACAUCUUUGAACCUCCUGAGGUUGAGCGGCAUGCUAGUGACUACUACUCUGAACUGGGUAAUAAAGAGACCCCAGAUGUGGACAGAGAAAUGCUCGAGGUGGAAAUGUGUGCCAAUGAGCUGUGGGACCUGAGAGGGCCUGAACCAGCUCAUGUUGAUUACCACGAAUACAAAUCACAAGUCACAGUUGACUGUAGCCCUGCAGGAAGAGAGGCAAUGAGGGAAUCCACACUGAUGGAGAGAGAGCGAGCAAGAGAGCCUGUGUCUGCGAUGGAGAGAGAAAGGACAAUGCGCAACCUGGUGGACAUGCAACGAAAGGUGGAACAGAGGCAGCAGAGAGAUAAAGAGAGACAACUACUGAGGGUUCAGGAGCAUCUGUCCAUCAUCCACAACAGAAAGGCAGAGGAAGACCUGCUUGGAUUGAAACACACUGACAGGCUAAGGCACCUCACACAAGAUCUCCCACAGGAGGACAAGAAUCAGCAAAAGAUGGUUGUCAAAGAGCGACUGGAGCAGCUGAGAAGAGAGCGCUCCUACGUCAUGCAGUCCAAACGAGCCAGGAACACUGCAGGAUUUAAGGAACUUCUGGGUCCAGUAGCUCUCCACAGCAGACAACCAAAUGAUGGAGCAGACUGAGGAACUACAGAUUCUUUAAUUAAUUUCUAAUUGAACAAGGAGUGUUACCCAGAUUAAUUAUCAGAUAAUAUUCUGAUGUGUGCGAGUAUAAUUCAGAUUAACACAACAUGAGAGAUGUGGUGUGAUCAUAUGAAAUAAAACAGAUGUCAAAUUUGAAGUGAGUUGUUUAUUAUACAGUUAAUUAUCAUCUCGACAAACAUAAGCAUCAACAGUAAUGUCAUUUAUCAAUGACCCCCCCUUUAGUUGUGUACACAUUAUCCCUGUUGCAUACAUAAUGAGUCCCACAGGUGCAUGUUAAGUCUACAGAGGUUCCAUCAACUCUUUUAUAUGUGAACAUACCAUUUAUAUCGGCACUGUUGGCCAUUACUCGCUUGUGUAAGAAACAAUGUGACUACACAACAGACACAGCUGUAGACUUUGAAUACACCUCUGGACUCGGGCUAUUGCUAUUUACAGGUAUAUGGGGACAGGAAUAUUUUAACAUGUCAAAGGAUGUAAGUUUGGCUAAUAACACUACGAUGGGGAGAUAUGUAUAUUACAUAGAUUUGGUGCGGGCCCAGUGGUUUUCCUGCAAGAGAGGGAGAUCUCUCAACCCUGGUGAGCAGAGGGAAAUGUCUACAUGGAUAGCAAAUAAACAUUCGGCUUUUUUACCUCUUAAAAUUGACCCUAUAUAGUGUCCACUCACACUGCAGUCCAACACAAAGCCGUACUACCUAUCGCUCUAAUAUGCCAGAACAUUCCACAGCAGCUCACACACACUGAGCCACUGCAUUACACACACACACAUAAGUAUCUCCUCAAACCAAAUGAACAGUUCACAACUGAGGUUCAAGUUAUGUGGUCUCGGACACACUAACUUUCAAACAAAACAAAGAAAGCAUGUUUGAUUUCCAAACUAAGAAAACAUAGCUGACAGGAGCUUUACUAAGGACUUUAAUAUUUUAGCAAUGUGACAGCCAGGGGACUUAACAGAAACCGUUCCAUUUCAAAACAUGACGGGUCACCUUAGAGGAUGAGCUUCUAGGCUGUGCAGAGGACAAACUUUUAGGGCUGUAUUCAGGUCAGCAUUUAUGGUAGCAGGGCACUUUGAUAGCUGUCACACACUGAUAUUUGAACAGGUGUGGUGUCAAGAUUUCUCUGUAGUGUCCUGUCUGGACCCCGGAUAUACAAGUGCAAGAUCUUCAGCAAGAAAGCAGCAUGCGCUUGUGUGUG
Molecule: messenger RNA, 4776 nt
Organism: Notothenia coriiceps (black rockcod)
Lineage: Eukaryota; Metazoa; Chordata; Actinopteri; Perciformes; Nototheniidae
Exons: 17
Coding region: 700-3564 (954 amino acids)
Source: RefSeq, a predicted model, not a curated record